UAAUUAAACAAUCAUUUGAAAAUACUGACCUUAAUAUUAAUGUUAAAAUAAAACCUAAUAUUAAUAUUAAUACUAGUAAUAAUAAAAAUACAAACCUUGACAUUAAAGUAAUUAAACAAUUAUUUGAAAAUACUGACCUUGAUAUUAAUGUUAAAAUAAAACCUAAUAUUAAUAUUAAUACUAGCAAUAAUAAAAAUUCUCUUAAUAUUUUAAAUAAUAAUAAAUUAUCUAUAACUUUAUCUAAAGAACAAACCCUUUUAACUAGUAAUAAUUUAGUUACAAUACUUGUUGGAUAA
This is a messenger RNA of Cetraspora pellucida, 296 nucleotides long. The record is from the annotation of a GenBank genome assembly. Lineage: Eukaryota; Fungi; Glomeromycota; Glomeromycetes; Diversisporales; Gigasporaceae.